AUGGGUGUUUAAUAAAGCAAUAUAAAUGAAAGCAUCCCUUUUUUGUCCAAUAUGAAAAUGAUAAUUGAUAAAGGAAACUAUUAGAUUUACGAGAAUGAUAAAAACUAAAAAUUUGAUUACAGAGAAUUUAAAUCAAGCUCAAGUUCAUUCUAGAAUGAGAUAGAGGUUGCUAGAGAAAUUUAAAACCAAAAUUUCCCUGGAUUAGCCAAAAUUGAAGAGGUGCAUUUGUAAACGUGUGAAUAAUGGUUUACAAAAUAUUUUACUCUUUGCAUUCUAUCUGAACAUCCAAAAUAUUCUCUGAAAGAAUAUUUGCAACAAAAGAAGAAAACCUUAUCAAAUUAAGAAAUUACCGAACUCCUGGUUUCAAUCACUCAAGCUUAACACAUUUUAGGGGUGAAAAAAUAAUAUUUAAGUUGGGAAAGCAUAUUUACAAAUGAUGGAAAUGUUUGGAAACUUAGACCAUUUUUUGAUUCGCAAUCCUCUUAUUAGAAUCUGUUGAGUAUUAAAGAACAGAAAGCUAUAAAUUUUGUUUUGGAUUGUUACCCUGCUCCUGAAGAAUUCGAAGGUAAAGUCUGUGAUACCGAUAGAGUUCAAAUUUUUGGUCUUGGUAUGAUUAUUUUAGAAUUGAUAACAAGUAUUAAGGAUAUUAUUUUGUAGAACAAAAGAGCAAUGAUAUUUAUUAAGAAUAUAAGAUUAAUGAAACCCUCCUUUAGUAAAGAAUUAAUUCCAUUUUGAAGUUGAAACAUUAAUUUUGUGGAAAUUUCAUAGAUAUCGUUACAGAAAUGCUAGAUACAGAUUUAGUUAGGAGACCCAAUUUUGAUUAAUUACUUAAAAAGUUGAAAUCACCUGCUUCUUAAAUAGCGAGUCUUUAACUCUAAGUUGAGUUUGUAAAAUUACCUCAGAAAUUAAAUUUACUAGAUUCAGUUAGUUUGUUUGAAGAGAAUAAUCUAAACAAAUAAGAUGAAGAGAAACUAAGUGAAGCAUUAAAAUAAGCUUAAAUUGAAAUUUAGAAUUAAAUUAAGAGUUUGAAACAAGAAUUAUAAAAUAUUAAAGAUGCUUAAUCUAUUAUCGAGUAGAAUGGAUAAUAAUACUAUGGUCAGGUAGUGGAUAAACUAUAUGAAGGAAAAGGUAGAAAUAAUCUUAAAGUAGGUCGUCUAUUGUCUAAGUUUGGGAAUUUGAUUUAUGAAGGGGAAUUUAUGAAUGGGUACUUUCAUAAUUGGGGAGUUGAAUACUAUCAGAAUUCAGCUUAGUUGUAGGAAAAUUAUAACUUUGAAGAUGGGAAAAAUAUUAUGAAAUUUGCUACAAAAUAUGAAGGUCGCUUUUAAUUUGGAAAGUAAUUGCAUAUUUAAUUCUAAGGAAAUCUGGAGAAGGCAUAUUGACAUUAACCAAUGGAGAAAUCUAUUGCGGAGAAUUUAGGAAUGAUUAAAUAAACGGUUUUGGCAAAUUUUUUGGAAANGGAAACUAUUAGAUUUACGAGAAUGAUAAAAACUAAAAAUUUGAUUACAGAGAAUUUAAAUCAAGCUCAAGUUCAUUCUAGAAUGAGAUAGAGGUUGCUAGAGAAAUUUAAAACCAAAAUUUCCCUGGAUUAGCCAAAAUUGAAGAGGUGCAUUUGUAAACGUGUGAAUAAUGGUUUACAAAAUAUUUUACUCUUUGCAUUCUAUCUGAACAUCCAAAAUAUUCUCUGAAAGAAUAUUUGCAACAAAAGAAGAAAACCUUAUCAAAUUAAGAAAUUACCGAACUCCUGGUUUCAAUCACUCAAGCUUAACACAUUUUAGGGGUGAAAAAAUAAUAUUUAAGUUGGGAAAGCAUAUUUACAAAUGAUGGAAAUGUUUGGAAACUUAGACCAUUUUUUGAUUCGCAAUCCUCUUAUUAGAAUCUGUUGAGUAUUAAAGAACAGAAAGCUAUAAAUUUUGUUUUGGAUUGUUACCCUGCUCCUGAAGAAUUCGAAGGUAAAGUCUGUGAUACCGAUAGAGUUCAAAUUUUUGGUCUUGGUAUGAUUAUUUUAGAAUUGAUAACAAGUAUUAAGGAUAUUAUUUUGUAGAACAAAAGAGCAAUGAUAUUUAUUAAGAAUAUAAGAUUAAUGAAACCCUCCUUUAGUAAAGAAUUAAUUCCAUUUUGAAGUUGAAACAUUAAUUUUGUGGAAAUUUCAUAGAUAUCGUUACAGAAAUGCUAGAUACAGAUUUAGUUAGGAGACCCAAUUUUGAUUAAUUACUUAAAAAGUUGAAAUCACCUGCUUCUUAAAUAGCGAGUCUUUAACUCUAAGUUGAGUUUGUAAAAUUACCUCAGAAAUUAAAUUUACUAGAUUCAGUUAGUUUGUUUGAAGAGAAUAAUCUAAACAAAUAAGAUGAAGAGAAACUAAGUGAAGCAUUAAAAUAAGCUUAAAUUGAAAUUUAGAAUUAAAUUAAGAGUUUGAAACAAGAAUUAUAAAAUAUUAAAGAUGCUUAAUCUAUUAUCGAGUAGAAUGGAUAAUAAUACUAUGGUCAGGUAGUGGAUAAACUAUAUGAAGGAAAAGGUAGAAAUAAUCUUAAAGUAGGUCGUCUAUUGUCUAAGUUUGGGAAUUUGAUUUAUGAAGGGGAAUUUAUGAAUGGGUACUUUCAUAAUUGGGGAGUUGAAUACUAUCAGAAUUCAGCUUAGUUGUAGGAAAAUUAUAACUUUGAAGAUGGGAAAAAUAUUAUGAAAUUUGCUACAAAAUAUGAAGGUCGCUUUUAAUUUGGAAAGUAAUUGCAUAUUUAAUUCUAAGGAAAUCUGGAGAAGGCAUAUUGACAUUAACCAAUGGAGAAAUCUAUUGCGGAGAAUUUAGGAAUGAUUAAAUAAACGGUUUUGGCAAAUUUUUUGGAAAAUCAAAUGAUAAAAAAAUAGGGGUUUGGAAAAAUGGGUCAAUAAACACUAAUUCAGGAAUCUAAAAAGAGUUAGUCUCUUUUGGAUCUUAUAUGUUCUCAAAUCAAAUCGAUCUACCAUAGAAUCAAUAAUAACCUUAAAAUUAGAAUAAGUCUGAUUUUGCAAAAAGCUAAGCAGAAGUUGAAUGUAAAACACAGGAAAUUGAAUUUAAUGGAAUAAGUAGUCUUUAAUCUUGCAGAAGUUAUUUGGAACUCUCUUUUAAUAAUCACUUAAAAUAUUUCAGUCAGAAGCAAUCAUAGAAUAAAAAAGAACAUAAACUCUUUUAUGAUUAAGCCAAUAAAAUUUUAAAGUAUGAAGGUCAACUUUUUACUGGAUAGAUGCAUGGAAGAGGCACACUAUAUUUCAAUAAUGGAGUUAUUCAAUAUGAAGGAGAUUUUGUUAAUGGAAAAUUUGAAGGAUACGGAAUCUUAACAAAUGGGAACCCAUUGAUUGAGAUGAACAUUAAUUACAAUGAUUUGAGGGAUGUCAAUAUCAAGGGAUGGUGGAAAUCAUAUUAAGGCACUUUUUCAAAAGGAGAGUAAGUGCUAUUGAUUAAAAUAGGAAGCAAGGUCAAGGAUAUUGGCAUUUGACUGAUAAUUGUGUUUUACUUGGGAUGUUUGACAAAGAUGAGGUACACGGAGAAGCAUACUUAAAAAGACCUAAGCAAGAAGAUGUUUAUGCACAAUGGGAAAACGGAAUCCUUCAUAAAGUAUUAUAAGGCAAAUUAUGA
Messenger RNA from Paramecium octaurelia, 3607 nucleotides. NCBI's taxonomy places the organism in Eukaryota, Ciliophora, Oligohymenophorea, Peniculida, Parameciidae. The record is from the annotation of a GenBank genome assembly.